GUAGGCGGAGACUGGGUGGGGCUAGCUACAGUGUGACAUCACAAUCAGCUGUUUAAUGUUCUAAAUUCUGAUCCAAGGAUCAGCUGGGCACAGCAAUAAGAAAAAAAAAACAAAUGAAAACAGUAAAGCUGUAGACUAAUAUCUGAACAAAUAACAGCAUCGAUGCAGUUUUAAUGGAGCAUUUCUUCUGAGAAGAAAGCCUUUUUAAUUUUAUGUUUUUUUUGUUAAUAAAUAAAUAACUACCUCAUUUUUAAGGCUACCUAAAGCUGUGCUUUAAGAUUUUAUUUUACAUAAAUAUAUCUGUGGUCAUUACGUUUGCAACUUAAUACGACAAAAGCAGGCCUUUGCACUAAUACCAAGUGAAACCUUACGAUUGCACUACACACGUCUUGCCUCAACUGAGAUUCCCAUCAACAAGGACAAAAGGGCUCGCGACACAGAGAAGAAAGAACACACACACCCCACGAUUCCACCACGCAACCACAUCGAGAUCCCUGUUUGAGGCCAACUCUCACGUUUCCAGCCUAAUCAAAGCCACUCUAAACCCACCAUGUUCCAGCGACUCACCAGUCUGUUUUUCGGAGAGGGGGAGGAGGUGACCAAUGGCUGCGAGGGACCCAAACCCAGCGUGGCUGAUGCCGACGAGGAGGGCUGGCUACUGGUCAACCUGCCUGGCUCCACGCCAGAAACCAGCCCAAUGGAAGACCUGCUCAUUGAACACCCCAGCAUGUCGGUAUACGUCGCCACCGGCAACCAGUCCACCACUGAGGAUACAGGGAGCAGCCCGCUGCAGGAAAUAAGUCAGAAGGUGGAGCCUGCAACCCCAGCAGGACGGGGUCUCUCGGGUCGCCCCGCCCGGGCCUCUGCAGUCCAGGCCACUGUCCUGGACAAGAUCUGCCAGGUGAACCGAGUCCAGCGGUCUGUUGCGCGGGCCGAGCGGCGCCAGCUGAGCCGAAACCGCGUGAAGCGGCAGAACCGUCUCCGAGAGAACCUCCCCUGGAGUGGUGGCCGUGCCAAGGGCAGCUUCGUCCAGCAGCCUCGCCAACGCCAGUGCAACUACUAAUCCAGCGGGCCGUUUACACUGAGGGCAUUACACCCGCUGGCAUGGGCACCCGCUGCCCUGUCCGCCCUUUAAGUCCUACUCAUGUUUUGAUUUUAUGUAAGUCCGGGUGGUUUUUAACUUUAGAAUAAACCUUGUUACUGUGCUAGCA
This is a messenger RNA of Acipenser ruthenus (sterlet), 1211 nucleotides long. RefSeq names its product tumor protein p53-inducible nuclear protein 2-like. The coding region runs from base 551 to 1063 and encodes 170 amino acids. The record is from RefSeq and is a predicted model, not a curated record. Gene Ontology annotation, cellular component: autophagosome; nucleus. NCBI's taxonomy places the organism in Eukaryota, Metazoa, Chordata, Actinopteri, Acipenseriformes, Acipenseridae. The transcript has 4 exons. Gene Ontology annotation, biological process: positive regulation of DNA-templated transcription; autophagosome assembly.